Messenger RNA from Contarinia nasturtii (swede midge), 825 nucleotides. RefSeq names its product UPF0587 protein CG4646. NCBI's taxonomy places the organism in Eukaryota, Metazoa, Arthropoda, Insecta, Diptera, Cecidomyiidae. The transcript has 2 exons. The record is from RefSeq and is a predicted model, not a curated record. The coding region runs from base 270 to 761 and encodes 163 amino acids. Gene Ontology annotation, molecular function: zinc ion binding.
UGUCAAAAUAAAACAAGUAAAUGACGUAGUUUUUUCCUACUAAAAUCUCUGUUGCAACGAAUCCAAAUUGUGGUAUCAAUAAUAUAAAAUGAUUUGAAUAUUCACACGACUUAUUGUCACAAUAAAAAAGUUUCAUCUCUUAUUUGAUACUUAACAGAUAUCUAUACAUACAAAAUCCAAAAUUGAAAUAUCGUGUGCCCAGCGACACAAUAUACUCGACACAAUAUUUCUGAUAAAAACAAAGUAAUUUCAUCGAAUUUGUUCGAAAUAUGGUGAAGAUUGGCUUACAAAUUCGUGCUACAUUAGAAAAUGUUGAAGAAGUUGAAACGUGCCAUCCCGAUUAUUCAUUCUUUUUAAAAUUGAAAUGUACAAAUUGUGGUGAACAAUCGGAAAAAUGGCACGACCUAACCGAAUCGGAGCGUGUAAACGAAGAUUCUCGAAAUCCGAACGGUUUUAACUUUUUCAUGAAAUGUAAGCUGUGCUCACGCGAAAAUUCCAUUGAUAUUGUUGAAAAAUCAAAUGUUGUUUACACCGCCGAUGAUUCGGGCAAAUUCAAAACAAUUGUUUCGUUUGAUUGUCGGGGCGUAGAACCGAUGGAAUUUUCACCACGAACUGGUUGGAUAGUGAAAUCGGCUGAGAAUGGACAAAAAUUUGAAGAUGUUGAUCUAUCCGAAGACGAUUGGGUUGAAUACGAUACUAAGAAUAAAGUUUCGGUUGGCAUUUAUGAAUUCGAAUCAAACUUUGUUAAAUUAAAGAAAUAAACAUCACUUUCAUCAUGCACCAGAGCGAAAUAAAAAAAAAAUUAAAUUUUUAUAAUGAUUGAAA